GUGACACGCAUAUGGGCGGCCAUGAGACCUUUUGUACACAUUGAAAACAAAAAACAAGAGACAUUGUCAAGAUGUUACUGCUAUCGGUAACACUGCUUCUUCUUCAUCAAGGAUAUGCGCUGGCUCCAGUGACUACAGUUCAACUUGGUGAAUCUGCGACCUUAACGUGUGCUCUGCCUAAUACUGAGAUAAGGCGCAGAGAACUCCGCUGGUACAAGCAGUGUGCUGGAGAGACUCUGACAUUAAUUGUGACACUGCCCGAAUCCUCAAAACCUACACUUGCACCAGGGUUUUCUGACUCAAAAUUGGAGGUACAUAUUGGUAACAAUUUAAGCACCCUGACCAUUCGGAGGACAAUCCCAGAAGAUGAAGGAAUGUAUCACUGCUUAAUCGAGGAUUUGCUUAGGAUUCGUGUAUGGAGUGGGAUAUAUUUGUUAUUAAAAGGAAACACUCAGAGGACUUUAGACUAUUCUGUUGUUCAGUGGCCGACAUUAUCUGAUCCGGCUCCUCAAGAAAACUCGAUGACCCUUCAGUGUUCGGUCCUCUCUAAAUCUAAAAAUAAAACAUGUCCAGGAGACAUCAGUGUGUUCUGGUUUGGAGCUGGAUCAGAUACAUUUCGUCCAAACAUCAUCUACACUGAUGGAAGAAGACCAAAGGAAUGUGAGAAGUUACCGGACACUCAGAAGAGUUGUGUUUAUCGCUCCUCAAAGAACUUCAGCUCAUCUGAUGCCGGGACUUACUACUGUGCUGUGGCCACAUGUGGAGAGAUAUUAUUUGGAGAUGUUACACAUCCGCAAUUAGAGAAAACUGCAAGUCCUGAAGUUGUUGCGCUGGUGAUAGCGAUCGUCUGCUUGGUCAUUUCUGUGAUUGGAAACAUUGUUUUCUUCUGUUGCCGAACUUCAAAAUGUAAAGGAAUAGAAAACCCCACUGGGCAAGCAAGAUAUGACAACUCAAGCCAACCAGUGCAUGAUAUGAUUGAAGGGGGAAAUGAUCUGAACUAUGCUGCCCUUCAUUUCUCUGGAAGGAAGGCUACAAGAGGAAGAAAGAGGAGUGAUUUGACGACUGAAGAAAGUGUGUACUCAUGUUAAAUGCUAAUUGUGAAUGUGUGUCUAAAAAAACCUGUAGGUUGGUUGAUCAUACUGACCUCUGACAAUGACUUAUAAUGUAAAUAUGUUAGCUUCCCUUUUGUUUGGAGUGAGGUUUUUCCAUGCUAAAAUCUGAAAUCAUAUCACACAGAUGCUUUUUAUAUUCCUUGUUUGUCCAUUAUUUGAUCUGCUCAUUCUGUGUUUGAAUGUGUUGUCAUUUUAUCUUAUCUUAUCUUAGUUUUGUCUUUUUAUAAGAUACUUUACUUUGUGUUUAAUAUUACCUAUCACACGUAAAAACUGGACUCAUUGUGCACUCACUAUUCCUGUAUUGUAGCCUGUUCUGAAUAUACUGUCUUUGCAUAUUAACCCAACACAAAGCCUAAACAGUCUUGUGUUUAGAUAAAAACUCAAAUGUGUUUCAAAGUUCAAGCCAAACAUUAAUUAAAACAACAACAAUUAAACAAGAAUUGUACUGGUGA
Molecule: messenger RNA, 1564 nt
Organism: Trematomus bernacchii (emerald rockcod)
Lineage: Eukaryota; Metazoa; Chordata; Actinopteri; Perciformes; Nototheniidae
Exons: 6
Coding region: 72-1088 (338 amino acids)
Biological process (GO): response to bacterium
Source: RefSeq, a predicted model, not a curated record